AUGUCCAACGCCUCCCAACUCCUGCUCCUAGCAGACCACAUCAAGCUCUCUCUCCUCGAGCGCCAACGCGCCAUCUCACUUAACCUCGACCCCAAUCCCUCCCAAGACUCAAACAUCUCCCGCUCCCUCGAGUCCUUCCGCGAAGGCAUAGAGUCCCUCGCCUCGCGCUCUUCCGACAACGACCAGAUCUCCAACUUGCGAUCCCAGUAUCAUGAUCUUUCCAAACAGUUCCAUGGCGAUGCCUCGACGACAGCAGAGACGACGCUUACAUCGCCCAAUGACCCUACAUUGAAGAACGACUUCGCGCACGCCCGGUCUCGACCUAGUCAAGAACAUGGUGCCCGACCGAACAUGACCAAAUCCUCCAGCUUGCGCGGCAAAGACAGCCUGUCAGCUUCAAACAAGAAUGUCCGCUUCCGCGACGACCCUUCCCAGGAUUCGCUGGACGAUUCACCAGAAGACGAUGAUCCCAAUCGCGCUUCAUUGUUUCCUCAGCGAUACACCGACGACCCGUCUCCCACUCCAGACCCAACAGCAGAUAUGACCAACACGCAAAUCCACAGCUGCCACCAACAAGUCCUGCAAGAACAGGACGACCAGCUCGACACUCUAUCCGAGUCGAUCGGACGACAACGGCAUUUGGCGAUGCAGGUGGGCGAUGAGUUGGAAGGGCAAGUUGCACUCUUGGAUCAGGUGGAUCGAGGUGUCGAUCGGCAUCAGGGACGUUUAGAUGGCGCGAGAAAACGGCUGAAGGGUGUAAGCAGUAAGGCAAAGGAGAAUUGGGGGAUGACCACGAUCGUGGUGCUGAUUGUUGUUCUGGUGUUGUUGAUUGUGGUUUUGAAAUGA
Messenger RNA from Cyphellophora attinorum, 846 nucleotides. RefSeq lists its product as uncharacterized. Lineage: Eukaryota; Fungi; Ascomycota; Eurotiomycetes; Chaetothyriales; Cyphellophoraceae. The record is from RefSeq and is a predicted model, not a curated record. The transcript has a single exon. The coding region runs from base 1 to 846 and encodes 281 amino acids.